Messenger RNA from Cucurbitaria berberidis CBS 394.84, 1024 nucleotides. RefSeq names its product impact family protein. Gene Ontology annotation, cellular component: cytoplasm. The transcript has a single exon. Lineage: Eukaryota; Fungi; Ascomycota; Dothideomycetes; Pleosporales; Cucurbitariaceae. The record is from RefSeq and is a predicted model, not a curated record. Gene Ontology annotation, molecular function: protein binding. Gene Ontology annotation, biological process: regulation of translational initiation. Bases 14 to 868 code for a protein of 284 amino acids.
CAGUAAUUCAGCCAUGUCCAACGAUGCUAUCCAAGACGAGCUCACGUCGAUAAACUCAAUCUUCGAUGAGGGGACAUUGUCUCUGAUUGAUGAGGAUGCAAGACUCUUCAGCCUGCGACUGCCCUCGCUGCCGUCGAUAAUCUUGCGUCUCGAAUUCCCUGCAGACUAUCCUGAUGCGCCGCCGUCCAUCCUGGGCACGCAGAGUGUAGGACAGGAUGUUCCAAAAGGCAUGGGCAGUCGAGCAGUAGACGUGGUUAGAGACGUCCUUGCCCAAGUCUAUCGACCGGGUGAAGCAUGCAUCUAUGACCUGCUCGAGGAAGCAAGAGAAGCCCUAGAGACGGCAGAAGAGCAGGGAGAUAUACGUUUACAAGGAAAUGUCGAAAGCCAUCCCGCCGAAGAAUAUGGAGCUGGACAUGCACCGCCAGAUCCCAUAAUCGACAUCGGACCAGAGCCCCCGUGGGUCGUCGCACCAGCAGUUAUGGAGAAGAAGUCGGUCUUCCUGGCGCGUGUCGCCCCAGUAUCAUCCCCCGACCAGGCCAGACAGUACGUUACCCAUUUCCUAGCAACGGACAAGAAAGCUGCCCGAGCCACUCACAAUAUGACCGCUUGGCGCAUAAAAGGCCCCAACGACACGAGUUACCAGGACUGCGACGACGAUGGCGAGACUGCAGCCGGGUCACGCAUGCUACACCUCAUGCAACUUAUGGAUGUAUGGAACGUCAUGGUUGUCGUUACAAGGUGGUACGGCGGUAUUCAACUGGGCCCGGAUCGCUUUCGCAUCAUUAACACUGUGGCGAGGGAGUCACUAAUUUUGGGAGGUUUUACAAAAGAGAGCAAAGAUACCGAAAAGAAGAAAGGGAAGAAGUAGGCAAUCAGCGUCUGUCAAAAAUAAAUUGCCAGGGCACGAAACGGAGAAAAUUUAUUCAAGAUCGAUAUCAUGCAUGGCCGCCACACCGUUACAACAUUGUUGCAGGUAUCAUAUCAGUUCAUAACUAAUCACGCUUUCCAGUCAAGUACUAGACAA